AUGUCUAAACGAAACUCCACCAGACUCGCAAAUGGCAGCGCUCCCGUCGUUGACCAGCCUGUCCCCAGCUACCUCCUCACUGGCAAAGUCGCUCUCGUGACCGGAUCAGGGCGAGGUAUGGGCCGCGAAACCGCACUCGAGCUCGCUCGCCGUGGCGCCGACGUCGUGGUCAACUACGCCAACUCUUCCAAAGCCGCCGACGAGCUCGUCGCCGAGAUCAAGGCCCUCGGCCGCGACGCCAUCGCCGUGCAAGCCAACGUGUCGGACGUGUCCCAGAUCAUCGACAUGUUCGCCCAGGCAAAGAAACACUUUGGCAAGCUGGACAUUGUGGUCUCGAACUCGGGCGUCGUCUCCUUCGGCCACCUGAAGGACGUCACCGAGGAGGAAUUUGACCGUGUCUUUGCCAUCAACACGCGAGGCCAGUUCUUCGUCGCCCGCGAAGCAUACAAGAACUUGGAGGUCGGCGGCCGCAUCAUCCUGAUGGGCUCCAUCACCGGCCAGGCCAAGGGCGUCCCCAAGCACACCGUCUACUCGGGCAGCAAGGGCGCCAUCGAGACGUUUGUGCGCUGCAUGGCCAUCGACUGCGGCGACAAGAAGAUUACUGUGAAUGCCGUCGCCCCGGGCGGUAUCAAGACCGACAUGUACCACGCCGUCUGCCGAGAGUACAUCCCCAAUGGCGCCAACCUGUCGGACGACCAGGUCGACGAGUACGCCGCCACGUGGUCUCCCAUGAACCGUGUCGGCCAGCCCAUCGAUGUUGCCCGCGUCACCGCCUUCCUGGCCUCCCAGGACGGCGAAUGGAUCAACGGCAAGAUCCUCGGCAUCGACGGCGCUGCUUGCAUGUAA
Molecule: messenger RNA, 846 nt
Organism: Cladophialophora yegresii CBS 114405
Lineage: Eukaryota; Fungi; Ascomycota; Eurotiomycetes; Chaetothyriales; Herpotrichiellaceae
Product: tetrahydroxynaphthalene reductase
Exons: 2
Coding region: 1-846 (281 amino acids)
Molecular function (GO): oxidoreductase activity
Source: RefSeq, a predicted model, not a curated record